This is a messenger RNA of Schistocerca piceifrons (Central American locust), 705 nucleotides long. RefSeq lists its product as uncharacterized. Gene Ontology annotation, molecular function: protein dimerization activity. The transcript has 2 exons. The record is from RefSeq and is a predicted model, not a curated record. The coding region runs from base 1 to 705 and encodes 234 amino acids. Lineage: Eukaryota; Metazoa; Arthropoda; Insecta; Orthoptera; Acrididae.
AUGGUAGCGUACGGAAAUGCCGCGCACGCCGGCCAACGCUCCACUCUCGGAGUUGUUUACUUCCGCGUCGCGGUAUUUGUGUUUAUCGUGUCCACUACUAACUUGCGAGCUGAGUUCGCGAUGCCGACGAGCGAGGACGAUGCGCGCGCGGCCGGGGCAGCCGCCUCGGACGCGCCGGAGUCGGCCGCUGAUAUAGUAACCACAUUUUUGGAUGAGAGAUUCAAUCAACUGAAAUCUCAUUGUGAUUAUUUUGAUUCUCUCUACGACAUCGGUGAUCUGAAGAAUGCACCUCCUGACAGCCUGAACACAAAGUGUAGAAACCUCACAGCGAUUUUGCAAGAUCAUGAGUCAAGCGACGUUGAUGCACUGGAGUUGAGGGAAGAACUAAAGGUGCUUUCAACAUUGUUGAAACCUGGAAUAGGUCCAAAAGAGACUCUGAAGUUUAUAGGAAGACAUAAUUUUUGCCGUAAUGUUAACAUUGCUCUGAGAAUUCUCCUAACACUCCCAGUGACAGUUGCGAGUGGAGAGAGGGGUUUCUCAAAACUGAAAUUGAUAAAGACAUACCUCCGAUCAACGAUGAGCCAAACUCGUUUGAAUGAUCUUGCAACAAUAUCGAUUGAACACGAGCUUGCAGAGGACUUAAAUUACAGAGAUCGUGUGAAAGAGCUUGCACAAACAAAAGCCAGGAAGGUUCGACUUGUCUAG